Molecule: messenger RNA, 2189 nt
Organism: Sorex fumeus (smoky shrew)
Lineage: Eukaryota; Metazoa; Chordata; Mammalia; Eulipotyphla; Soricidae
Product: heat shock 70 kDa protein 1-like
Exons: 1
Coding region: 1-1926 (641 amino acids)
Biological process (GO): cellular response to unfolded protein; protein refolding
Cellular component (GO): vesicle; cytoplasm; blood microparticle
Molecular function (GO): ATP hydrolysis activity; heat shock protein binding; ubiquitin protein ligase binding
Source: RefSeq, a predicted model, not a curated record
AUGGCUGCAACAAAGGGAAUGGCUAUCGGCAUCGACCUGGGCACCACCUACUCCUGCGUGGGGGUGUUCCAGCACGGCAAGGUGGAGAUCAUUGCCAACGACCAGGGCAACCGCACCACCCCCAGCUACGUGGCCUUCACUGACACUGAGAGGCUCAUCGGCGAUGCCGCCAAGAACCAGGUGGCCAUGAAUCCCCAGAACACUGUCUUUGAUGCGAAACGGCUGAUCGGCAGGAAAUUUAACGACCCUGUAGUGCAGUCAGAUAUGAAACUUUGGCCUUUUCAAGUAAUCAAUGAAGGAGGCAAACCCAAGGUAAUGGUGUCCUACAAAGGGGAGAGAAAAGCUUUCUAUCCAGAGGAAAUCUCUUCUAUGGUACUGACUAAGAUGAAAGAGACAGCUGAAGCAUUUUUGGGCCACUCUGUCACUAAUGCUGUGAUCACUGUGCCCGCCUAUUUCAAUGAUUCUCAGCGCCAGGCCACAAAGGAUGCAGGGGUGAUAGCAGGUCUCAAUGUGCUGAGAAUCAUCAAUGAGCCCACGGCUGCUGCCAUUGCUUAUGGCUUAGAUAAAGCAGGUCAUGGAGAACGACAUGUCCUGAUAUUUGAUCUGGGUGGAGGCACUUUUGAUGUGUCCAUCCUGACCAUCGAUGAUGGAAUUUUCGAGGUGAAGGCCACUGCUGGGGACACCCACCUGGGUGGGGAAGACUUUGACAACAGACUGGUGAGCCACUUUGUGGAUGAGUUCAAGAGGAAACAUAAGAAGGACAUCAGUCAGAACAAGCGAGCCGUGAGGCGGCUUCGCACCGCGUGUGAGAGGGCCAAGAGGACCCUGUCAUCCAGCACCCAGGCCAACCUGGAGAUCGACUCCCUGUUCGAGGGCAUCGACUUCUACACUUCCAUCACCAGAGCCCGGUUUGAAGAGUUGUGUGCAGACCUGUUCCGGGGCACCUUGGAACCCGUGGAGAAGGCUCUCCGGGAUGCCAAGAUGGAUAAGGCUAAAAUCCAUGACAUUGUUUUAGUCGGGGGUUCCACCCGCAUCCCCAAGGUGCAGAAGCUGCUGCAGGACUACUUUAAUGGUCGUGAUCUCAACAAGAGCAUCAACCCUGACGAGGCGGUGGCCUAUGGGGCGGCGGUGCAGGCGGCCAUCCUGAUGGGGGACAAGUCUGAAAAGGUACAAGACCUUCUUUUGUUGGAUGUGUCUCCUCUGUCCCUGGGGCUGGAGACGGCUGGAGGUGUGAUGACUGUCUUAAUCAAGCGCAACUCCACCAUUCCCACCAAGCAGACUCAGAUCUUCACCACCUACUCAGACAACCAGCCGGGGGUGCUGAUCCAGGUGUAUGAGGGCGAGAGGGCUAUGACGAGGGACAACAACCUGCUGGGACGCUUUGACCUGACUGGAAUCCCCCCUGCACCCCGGGGAGUGCCCCAGAUCGAGGUGACCUUUGAUAUUGAUGCCAAUGGUAUUCUCAAUGUGACAGCUAUGGACAAGAGCACAGGCAAGGCCAACAAGAUCACCAUCACCAAUGACAAGGGCCGCCUGAGCAAGGAUGAGAUCGAGCGCAUGGUUCAGGAUGCUGAGAAGUACAAAGCCGAGGACGAACACCAGAGAGAGAAAAUUGCUGCCAAAAAUGCCCUGGAAUCCUAUGCCUUUAACAUGAAGAGUGCUGUGAGUGAUGAAGGCUUGAAGGGCAAGAUUAGUGAGUCAGACAAAAAGAAAAUACUUGACAAAUGUAGUGAGGUCCUAACGUGGCUGGAGGCAAAUCAAUUGGCAGAGAAAGAUGAGUUUGAUCAUAAGAGAAAGGAGUUGGAGAAGGUGUGUAACCCAGUCAUCACAAAACUCUACCAGGGAGGGUGCACUGGCCCCACCUGUGGGACGGGGUACUCGCCUGGAAGGGCUGCCACAGGCCCUACUAUUGAGGAAGUUGAUUAAUCUUGUCUGGAGCUGGAGAAGGAUCCUCAAGGGAGUAUCUAAGAUGAAUUUUGUUGCCUGCAUGUUCAAACAUUGAUUCUUGAAUUGACCGGACCUGGAUUCUUGAAUCAACUGUAUCUAAGUUAUAAUCCCUUUGGGAUUCUGAUGGAGUCUCUAUAUCAUCUUUCCACAUUCUCCAGUGUCUUCUUUCUGACUCGGGAGUGAAAUUCUUAGGGAAAGUAGGCCCCUCUUUGAACCAUUGUAUGAAUUUGAAUGUCUGUAUU